AUGGCUCACUGGAUUGAUAUUUGCCGCCAGUGCGUCGCCAUUGUGGCUAAUGUCCCUAUUACGAUUCUACUUGCCAGUUUGAGCUCUACCUUGCUUGGACUGUUUGUCCUGUUCUAUAUCUGUUUGUUCUACGUCGCACCAGUACCACGGGAAUCUCUGCCAGAAGAAAAGAAGUUUAGGGCCCUUGCGAACGAUGGUACAAUCACAGACCCCCAGCCACUCCCGAGCUGGUUCGACAACCUUGAUAAACAAAAAAGAGCUGAUUCAGCUACCAAUAACGCUGCCAUCGAACCGGCAGAACUGUUCAUGUCGGUAGUUGUGCCAGCCUAUAACGAAGAAGACCGAUUAGUCGGUAUGCUGGAGGAAGCAGUCAACUAUUUGGAAAAUACGUAUGGGACAUUGAGAGAGAGUAGCGCCAACACAAUCGAGACCCGGUCUAUGCGAAGUCGAAAAAAUGAACAAACACCAAAAGCAAUCCCGGCGCUGGAUCGAGGGUGGGAAAUCAUUCUCGUCUCAGACGGAUCUACGGAUAAUACAGAAGAUGUGGCGUUUCGCUUUGCGAAAGAACACCAGUUGUCUUUGCACCCCAAGGGUCAUGCGGGACCUUGGACCCCGAAGGCUCAAGAAGGUGUUCAUAUACCGCCAGGCACGAUUCGGGUCGUCAAUUUAACUCAUAAUCGCGGCAAGGGUGGUGCUGUGACGCAUGGCAUGCGACAUGUUCGGGGCCGCUAUGUUGUUUUUGCCGACGCUGAUGGAGCAAGCAAGUUUGAGGAUCUCGGGAAGCUGGUCACUGCGUGUUCGAAGGUCGAAGAUGACCGUGGUCGUGGUGUGGCUGUCGGCUCACGAGCACACAUGGUAGGCAGCGAGGCUGUUGUUAAGCGAUCUAAACUACGCAAUUUCCUUAUGCAUUCGUUCCAUAGACUUUUAUGGCUGAUGACACCACCCAAAACAGCUACUGUCAAGGAUACACAGUGCGGGUUUAAACUGUUCUCGCGUGCGGCACUGCCGUAUAUUGUGCCAAACAUGCACUCAGAGGGCUGGAUAUUCGACGUUGAAAUGCUCAUGUUGGCUGAAUUUGCUUAUAUCCCUGUAGCCGAGGUGCCUGUGGGAUGGAAAGAGGUUAAGGGAAGCAAGUUGAAUGUUCUUCGUGAUAGUAUUGGCAUGGCGUGGGGUCUUGCUAUCCUGCGGGCAGCUUGGUCUUUAGGUGUCUACAGACGGAGAUAA
Messenger RNA from Penicillium taxi, 1224 nucleotides. RefSeq names its product dolichyl-phosphate beta-glucosyltransferase. The coding region runs from base 1 to 1224 and encodes 407 amino acids. The transcript has 3 exons. The record is from RefSeq and is a predicted model, not a curated record. Lineage: Eukaryota; Fungi; Ascomycota; Eurotiomycetes; Eurotiales; Aspergillaceae. Gene Ontology annotation, cellular component: endoplasmic reticulum membrane.